CCAUAAUGGGCAGACCUACGCUGAGUGUAUUGAGAAGAGAUUUCAUGUUAAGUGUAUUGCAGCUCAGAGAUCUUAAAUGAUUGAAGAAUGGAUGUUUUGUUUUUGUUUAUUUUUGCGACAAGUGUAAACACUGUAGUUCACAGUUAUUUCAUUGAUGAACAACAAACGCCAUGGGGAAACAAUACGUGUCAAUUAGCGGUGCCAAGUCUCAACUACUCGCACAACACCCUGUCUUUAGAUUCAACCGAAAACAUUUCAAAUCUUAACAUAUCAAGACAUGGUGUUUGGAUUGGAUAUUUUCAAGCCCGGGUGACCUACACAUACGUCGGUUGCAGUGUCAUUAUACGGGAUGAAAGGGGUAUAUUUAAUGUGACCAGCCUUGGAGACUGUAUGUCUGCUAGCGGUUGCAAACUAUUUGGAAUAUGGAAUUCAAAAAUGGGCCUUAAAUGUAUGUGUGCUACAGGAUUGCACAUAACUUCAGCAGCAACAGAAUGCAAUACAUCUUGUACCCAUGCGGAAUUAACAUAUCCUUGUGGUUCAGAGACAGCCAAUCUUUUAUCAGUAUAUAACACAGAAACUGACACAGUUACUGACAACAGUCGUUAUAGUUGGACUAACAGCAGCUGUCUGUCUUUCAAUCCGAAAUUUGAGGAAGUGAAAAGCAAAUUUAAAUGGACAACAUGCGAAAAUCAGUACAUAAAAGUUAUGUGUAGUGAUAGAAACUUCACAGAUGACGCCCAGACGGCCGUUGUUCUACAACAAACCGAAGGGAAUUGGAUAUCGGCGUCUACAUUUUGUUUGAGGAAACAUCUAUACCCUGCAACGUAUAAAAGCAUAAUCAACAAAAAGUUCUUACCCGCGGAAUUCUUUGAUCAGUGGACUGGGAUAGUUCGGAAAAUAUCCAUCAUAAACACAAACGACAGCAACAUGCCAUAUAUACCUGAUUCGGUCGCUAUUCUGUUGCAAAAUGGUACUGUGGUGUUUAAAGACGAUCCUGAAUACAGACAAACAUUAUGUCAACAAUACCAUGCUACGACACAUUCAUCCCAAACGACAUUAAGCUACACAUCGACGUCGCAAUCACCAACACUGAACACAACGGCUCCGGUACUGGACAGAACAUCGACGUUGGGUAAAGACGAAGACCAUGUUACGACACCUGCAUCUCGCAUGAUAUCAACAGGUUUAACGGCUGCUGUACCUGAUAUAUCAUCGACCCUAGACAAAGACGCAGGAGGAUCUACGGUUGGUCUUGCAGCUGGUGUUUCUGUGUCUCUAGUCUUACUUAUCGUUAUUACGAUUAUUGUGCUGCUGAAAAGGAGGGGAAUUAUACCAAUGUGCUACACGCACAAUGAUGAAACAAGCAAUCAUACCGCCUCUACGACUACAGACAAAUCAUUCAUAUCAACACCAAUACUUCAAUCUACCACAGACACAAUGCACGAUUUGACAGCCUCAAAUCAUUCUUAUUUUGUACUUGAAAAGAAAUUUGACGGAGUUAACAAUGAUGAUGCCGAUCAGUAUGCUGAGCCAGAUACGACCGAUGCUGACCAUUAUGAUUUGACCGUAACGUCGGAGAAAGAUACUGAUAACGAUUACGACACAACCGAUGGCAAUAAUCCUUUUACAGCAACAGGAUUGGCUAAUGAAAAUAACAACUAUAACAAAGUCGCUAUUACUCGAACUGAUGAGUACGAUCAUAUUCAGCAAAACGGAAGGCUGCAAAAGCCUGUGAGACAAGCUGUAAACGAAUACGAUAUUUCAAAUAUUGACACAGACAGCAAACGCAAUAUAAGCUUUGAGGAUGACAAAGACCAUUAUAGCCAUUUGAAUAGACAACAUGUGAACAGCUCCGGCACAGAUAACGUUUAUGGAAAGCCGGAAACAGAUGGCGACAGUGCAUAUGAUACGUUUGGAGCUCUGAAAGGUACCCAAAAUGCAGCUGAAAAAGAGCAGAAAAAUGAUUAUGCCGUUAUUAAAAAAAGUGGUAGAGUUUUAUGCAAGUAAAACACUAAGAAAUGUUAACAAACUAAUAAAGAUUAUUAGAAAAAACAACAUGUAUUUCGUAAUAUAAUUAGAUAAUUACAUUAACCAGGAUUUCGUAAAACCCCAUUCUUAUAGAUUAGCCCAUUCUCUUUUAUCACAUUGAUACUUGCUUAUGUGUUGUGUAUCUCUUUCUUAGAGCAAUAAACUUUAGGGCACGUGGCUUAGGCAUGACUGGCACUAAACGGGAGAUCGUAACGUAAAAAACUAUGUACACAGACAACGCAUGCGUAUUUAUUAUUGUUUGUUUUACCGCCACGGAACAGCCAGCGAAACAUGAUUUUUGUUAUUCAGGGACCGGUAGCUCAAAACAUAAAUAUAACGCUACGUUACCUUAACAGUCCGUUAAGUCCUUAACGGAGCUUAAGUUAACGCUCCGCCAAAAUCAGGUUGCUCAAAGAUUCUUUACGCUGCCGUUAAAUUACACCAGUCUUAUAGCCUUUACGCCUGUGUUUAAUCCUUAACUGUCAGUUAAAUUCCUACUGACUGUCCAAUAUGAGUCAUUCUCCUUCCAAGAUUGCUGACUUGUCUACUUCAAAAAGAGGAUAAUUUUCUUUUAAUAAUAAUGAACAUUUAAUGUUAGAACUAUUUAAUGUGGAUAUAACUAGAGAAAUGUUGAGACACAGCUUUACUAACAAGGUAACCAAUCCAAAGUGUCCGGCAAGUGACCAAAUCUAAGGAGAACUGCCAAGGAAAAAGCUACUAGGUGAAAAUAGUAUUGUUUAUGUUUGUAUAACGAAUGCAUUAUAAAGAAUAUGUCAUCUUUAAAAAUAAAUCUCUUCAUGUAGAUAAUGACUCUAACA
Molecule: messenger RNA, 2846 nt
Organism: Mya arenaria
Lineage: Eukaryota; Metazoa; Mollusca; Bivalvia; Myida; Myidae
Exons: 11
Coding region: 88-2007 (639 amino acids)
Source: RefSeq, a predicted model, not a curated record